AAGCGGCCAUGUGAGUAUGGGAGUAGGAGUAAACACUAAAACAGGGCAGCUACUUCCCUAACUGCCGAAUUCCUCUUCUUCUUCUUCAAACUUUCGAACGGCGGUCACUUCUUUCUCUUCACUGCGGCUUCUGCUAUGUAUUCUCUCUCCGUCCUCGCUGUUGCUAUGUAGUCUCUCUCCACCGGAGCUGCAACCUUUCAGCUCGUCGCCGUCUGUUCUCCUGCUCUCUUCUCACCCACUCUCUCUCGCUACCUCUCUACUUCCUUUCCAACCACCGCCGCUGUUCUAUCCACUACCAGAUUUCGCCGCCUCCUGCAAACUCUGCUGCCGGUACCGCAACGAACACCGCCUCCUUUUAGAAACUUAGAUUGGACAAAAAUGUGAAGUCACUUGGUUGUGUCUUCCCAGUCUCAACUACAUUUGUAGAAGCAAAUUUGUUCGUGUUUGUUAUUAAUGGCCAGAUGGGAUGCAAUUCUGUCGCUUCCUGUCCAAAAUCCUCCCACAUUGGAGAUCUCUUCUGCUGACCUAGUAUGGUCGAAAGUGGAAGGUUGGCAUGAUAAACUAGAUAGAGUUGCUCUAAUUCCAUUUGCCAGAGUUGAUGAUUUUGUGAGAGGUGAAUCAAAUAAUAAAGAAUGUCCAACAAGAUUUCAUGUUGAAGCAAGGCGUCGACGUCGUCCAUCAAUGCCUCUCAAGCCAAAGGUUGAUGGUAUACUAGAGUAUAUACUGUAUUGGUGUUCCUUUGGUCCCGAUGACCACAGAAAAGGUGGCGUUGUACGGCCAAGUCGGACUACAUAUGUUCCAAAGAAGAAAAAUGCUGGUCGGCCAAAUACUAAGAGAGGUUGCACCUGUCACUUUAUUGUGAAACGCCUCAUAGCCGAACCUUCAGUUGCCUUGAUCAUAUAUAAUGAUGAUAAACAUGUGGAUAAAAAGGGUUUGCCAUGCCAUGGUCCACAGGACAAAAAGGCUGCUGGAACACGUGCAAUGUAUGCUCCAUAUAUCUCGGAAGAUCUUCGACUUCGUGUUUUAUCUCUCCUAUAUGUUGGGGUCUCUGUGGAGACUAUUAUGCAGAGGCACAAUGAAUCGGUUGAGAGACAGGGAGGUCCUAGUAACCGUGAUGACCUUUUGACCCACCGAUAUGUUCGACGACAAGAGAGGGCGAUCCGUCGAUCUACAUAUGAACUAGAUGAUGAUGAUGCUGUUAGCAUCAAGAUGUGGGUUGAAAGCCACCAAAGUCAUGUUUUCUUCUAUGAAGAUUUUUCUGAUUCAAAUCCAUUUACUCUGGGGAUUCAAACUGAGUGGCAAUUGCAGCAAAUGAUUAGAUUUGGGAAUCGAGCUUUGCUUGCAUCAGAUUCAAGAUUUGGUACAAACAAAUUAAAGUACCCCAUUCACAGUCUUCUUGUGUUUAACUGUGACAAGAAGGCCAUUCCAGUGGCUUGGAUAAUAGCUCCAAGGUUUUCGAGCUUAGAUGCACAUCGAUGGAUGAGGGCUCUUUACAAUCGAGUUCAAACAAAAGAUCCUAACUGGAGAUUGGCGGGCUUUAUAGUAGAUGAUCCGCUUUAUGAUAUCCUGGCAAUCAGAGAUGUUUUUCAGUGUUCAGUAUUGAUAAGUUUCUGGAGGGUUCGUCAUCUAUGGCAUAAAAACAUAGUGAGGAGUUUGGAGAUUGACAUGCAAAUAAAGAUAUCCAAACAACUUGAGCUGAUUGUGGAUAAUAUUUGCCGCCUUCAAGGGACCAUGUCACUCUUUGAAGAUUUCAUUGAAGACUUUAUUGAUGAAUACAAUUUUAUGGACUAUUUCAAGGCUACUUGGUAUCCUAGAAUGGGAGCUUGGAUCAAUGCACUUAAAACUUUGCCUCUUGCUAGCCAGGAAACUUGUGCAGCAGUGGAAUUUUAUCACAACCAACUGAAGAUCAGACUGUUCAAUGAGAAGGACAACAGUGUUUUUCAGCGAGCUGAUUGGUUGGUUGACAAGUUGGGUACGAAAGUCCAUUCUUAUUUCUGGCUUGAUGAGUACUCUGGAAAAGAUGAUUUUGCUCGCUAUUGGAAAAAUGAAUGGAUAAGUGGUUUGACAUCAUGGCGCAAGGUGCUGAAAAUUCCAGAUACUGAUGUCCUAUUGGAAGAUGGGUGUGCCAUGGUUACUGAUCAGGAUAAUCCAGAAAAAGCUUAUGUUGUUCACAAUCCCGGUUCAAUGUUUAGCAUAUGUAAUUGUAGUUGGGCGCAAGGUGGGAACCUCUGCGAGCAUGUCCUGAAAGUUAUUAGCAUCUAUCAAAAGAGAAGGUCCCUUCCGCCUUCUGUUGGCUUUUUUCAGUAUCAGCAGGCUCUAAAGAACAUUUUGCAUUGCCCACCCUAUGACUCUUUAAUUCGCGAUCAUGCAGUCUCCUUGGCAGUUUCUGUUCAGCAACAGUUAAAUACCCUGCUUGAUAAAGAAAGUGUUGCAACUGUUAUGGAUCCUAAAGAGAAAAGAGUAGUUGUUGAUAUCUGCUUAGAGACAUCAAAAGUAGUCUCAUGUAAUCAAGUUCCGAAGUUAGAUAAUAAACAGUUUAUAAUCAAUGAUGAUGUAUCUCUUGAUGGUGAUGACUCUGAUGAUGGACUCAAAAUUGCUGAUCAAGUUGUAGAUUGUCACAGCAAUGAAAAUGGCAUCCCAUCUGAGAGUGUUGGAGAAGACAGUCUACCUGCUGACAUGGACGUUGAUCUAUCAUCAAUUUAUAUUUCCCCUCCUAGAUUGUUGUCUACCGAUGAGAAUUUUUCAAGUAAUGAGUUCCCAGAUAAAGCUUUCGCUACUGAAGUGAAUGAGGUUUUAGCUUCUGAGGAUGGUGCUUCGUGCGAUGAUAAGGAUAAAGAACGCAAUUUAGAUAAAGACUGUAAAGAAUAUGCAAUGGAUGUUGAUCCCCCAGUCUUAGAUGUCUCAUUGGAAACAGCAACUCCGAAACACUGCGAGACCCAUCCGAAUGGGUUCACUGAUGUUCCUGGAGUAAUUUCUUGCAGAAAAGAAGCUGAGCUAUAACAUCCCUUUGAUAUAUGCAUGGAUAUUUUCCUACGGGUUGCUGUCGAGAAACUAACUCUUGGUACAAUUGAACCAAAAGUACAAUCAAAGAGGAUGCGAAAUUGGGUUCAAAUACGAUGAAAAGAACAUGAAUUAAAAUACAUCUAUUCUUGACGGCUAUUAAUGGUAUGACCAUAUUUGAGGUUAUCAGCCAGCCUGAAGUGUCAAUAGCAAUUAGUUAUAUUCACAAAACUGUAUCAGGAUUCAGGACGAAUUGCUGAUGUGAUCGUAUCGAGUGGUAGAUAAUAGUUACAACAGUUACUAUUAACUGAUGGUGAUUCGUAAAUUGGGGAUUUCUUCGGAUUCUCUCCUUCCGAACAACUACUAGAGGGUAAGCAUGAAAUUGUAUUUAUUCUUCUUAUUACCAAAUAAUAAGAGUUUGUUCUGUUUAACUUGGCUAAUUUUUUUUGUGGUGCUUCAUAUAUACUGUAAAUUUGAAGUCUGCUUAUGUUAUAUGGAGUUCACAUCUAAUUAACCAAGAUAUUCUGAUCUGUCUAGGAUGAAAAAGAAAAAUCUCUGGAUUGCUUCAUUCUUUUGUUCCCUUAAUUGUAUGGAAGCAAAGAAUUUAUAACCUUACUAAUGUUGAGCACAUCGCAUGGUUUAAAUUGUAAACGCGGUGGCGGUCAUGGUUGUGGUUGUGGUGGUGGUUGCACUACGAUGAAGGAAUUGUGGGGAAAUGUGUAACAGCCACAAUUGGCUCUAUGAUGCCCAUAUGGUGGACACUGCAGAAACAUUGUAAUAACUACUAUAGUUUAUUAGCCUGUUAUUUCUUAGGGUUUUUAUUAGAUCGGAGUAUGUUAGAUAUUAAACAUUCUUUCUCUUAUAAUCCUGAUAUAGUUGGUUACUUAGC
Messenger RNA from Arachis ipaensis, 3889 nucleotides. RefSeq lists its product as uncharacterized. Gene Ontology annotation, molecular function: zinc ion binding. NCBI's taxonomy places the organism in Eukaryota, Viridiplantae, Streptophyta, Magnoliopsida, Fabales, Fabaceae. The record is from RefSeq and is a predicted model, not a curated record.